AAGAAGAAAAUUGUGGGUGGGGGAAAUAAUCUUCACGCAAAGAAAAGAAGGCAAAAAUUCAACUGUGAAAAUGUUGAAAAUACAAAUGCUCGAACAGAUCGUAACGAACGAGAACGUAAUCGACGAUGACGAUCAGCAGCGGCACGGUAAUGGGAAGCAGCGAGGUGCUGGUGGUGUCAGUGGUGCCCUAUCACCCGGUGGGCAGCUGGCACCUAGCUCCACACCGGGCAGUGCCAAUCUGAGCCCGAUCGGUGCAGCAUCGAAAGGUUCGCCAUCGGCCGGCGCAGACGAUGAAACGCGCAGUCUUAACCGUAGCGCACGCUUAUCACCACAAGGGCGUCAACAUAUGGGCGGGUGGACGACGGCAGCGGCAAACGCGAAACAGAAUGGUCUGUCCGCGACCACAACUGCGCCGAGCAGCAAGAGCGCCACCACGAGCCCGGAUCGGUUGCGCGGCGCCACGCACGAUCUGUUCGAACUGCUCGAACGCGUCCAAAGCUCGCGUCUGGACGAUCAGCGCUGCGUUCUACCAUCGUACUUCACACAGGUGCGUACCGUGAGCACGGGCACAAAAACUCGAAUGGUUUGCAUUAAUACACGCAGCGCCGAUGAACGUAUCGCGAACCCGCACAGCGCCAAUGAGUCGACAAACAACCUUACCGUACAAAUACCCCAGUCGAUGGGCGGCGGCAACACGCGAUCACUGCUGCGCCACUCGAACAGCAUGUCGUCGAAUCCGCACUCGAACUCCAACUCGACACCGGCCUCACCGCACCUGUUGUCGAACAGUUCCAGCGUGCAUCUGCAUCACAGCAAUGGUGGCGGUGGAAGUCUUCACCACCACCAGCAACAGCACCCACAGUAUCAGUCACAAUCGUCGGUAAGUUCGCAGUCGUCCUCGAUCAUCUCGACCGUGCCGCCCGUCCAGCGGCUGCUAGAGGAUGCGCUCAGUAAACCGGCCCCCCAUCCAAUGAUCGUCGUACCGAACAGUGGCGGAUACUGGGUUGACGGUACGGAUCAUGACGCUUCGUACGAGGUCCCGGCCCAUACGACAUGGCGCGUGGGAAAGAUCGAAUCGGACGACACUGCCAAGUGUUACCGACGGUUCUUCAUCUCGCGUGAACACUCCAACCUGGUCGGGCACGACGAUCAGCUUGGUCCGGUGUUGCUUUCGAUCAAGUCGGAGAACGUGGCGAACCAGGAACACAUCCGGAUACUGUUGCGGCUGCGCACCGGCACGAUGCAUGAGUUGAUACCGGCGUCGUGUUUGGGCAGCAGUCCAUCGCCGAUCAAGAUGGCCCGGUUGCUAAAUGAACAGAUCAACGUGGAUACGGUAACGCCCGUGGUGUGCCCGAAAGCGUCUGCACUGAUCGCUAGCUACGAUGAGCAUGUGCUCGUGACGAACUUUAAGUUCGGUGUACUGUACCAACGCUUUGGCCAGACGACAGAGGAGGAACUCUUCUGCAACAGUGAUACGACACCAGCUUUCGAUGAGUUCUUGGAUGUGCUCGGGCAGCGCAUUCGACUACGCGAUCACAAGGGUUACCGCGGUGGACUUGACAUCCAGAACGGGCACACCGGUGAUACCGCCGUUUACGAUGUGUUUAAAGAGCGUGAGAUCAUGUUCCACGUGUCAACGCUGCUCCCAUACACCGAAGCUGAUCCACAGCAACUUCAGCGCAAACGGCACAUCGGUAACGACAUCGUGGCGAUCGUGUUCCAAGAGGAGAACACACCGUUCUCUCCUGCGAUGAUCGCGAGUCACUUUCUGCACGCGUUCAUCGUGGUGCAACCGAUCGAACCGAACACACCAAACUGUCGUUACAAGAUUUCGGUCACGGCACGGGAUGAUGUGCCGUUCUUCGGUCCAACGCUACCCCAACCGUCCGUCUUUAAGAAGGGUCCAGAGCUGAAGGAAUUCUUGCUGACGAAGCUAAUCAACGCGGAAAACGCGUGCUACAAGGCGGAUAAGUUCGCACAGCUUGAGUUGCGUACACGAUCCUCACUGCUGCAGAAUCUCGUCGACGAGCUGAAGGAGAAGACGCGCGAUUUUCUCGGCGUGGAUGUGGUUGGUGGGGCGGCCGGUGUGCCGACAUCUCCAACGCCCGAAACACCUAAAUCGGAGGGUGGAUUUACGGGAUCCCGGUUUAUCGAUACGGUAAAGAAGGCACUAAACGCAAGGUUACGAUCGCAGAAUUCGGAUCCAACGAAUAAUGGUAGUGCGGGUGCGGGUAGUGUCGAUACCGGCAGCAAGCAUCACAACUCGAUGAAGAAGUCCAAGGAUGGUACCGGGCUCGUGUCGGAUAUGCCGUGCGGUCCUGGAGGUGCUGUUAAUAUUGGACGGUCACUAUCAAAGAGCAGUACUACCGGAUCACGCAAAUCACCCAACGAUUCGGUUGCAUCCUCGCCGGACAUCACCUCCCGAUGUUCCCUCAAUCCAACUCUCAUCAACAACAACAAUAGCAACGCUCCAAACAACAACAACAACACGAUCGGAAAGAAUCACUCGAAUGGCAACACUAACAGCAAUGGUGCCGGCAAUGGGAAUACCAAUGCUGGUGGCAACAACAAUAAUGGCCCAGUCGCCAUGUCCGAAACCAGUGACGAUUCCAGCCUCAACAGUGUUGAUCUCGAUCCGAUGGUAUUUCUCCCAACGGUAGAUGCAGGAGCGACGUACAUCGAUAGCGAUACCGGUCUAGAAUCGAUGUCUUCGGCCGAUGCCACCACCAAAGCUUGCUCGCUCUGUCUGGACGGUACGGGCUCAACGAAUGGAGGUGGUAGUGUGGUGAGCGUCAGCAUUAGCGGUGCAAGCGUUACGAUCGAUGGAGGAAAUCCACGGGAACUGCGGAACAGUGGGGGCAGUGCGAGCUCCGGAACCGGAUCGACGGCAAGUGCCGGUGUGCAGGGUCAGGGUGGUGUGCUGGUGCAGGAAACGCUCCAGCAGGUGGAAGGGAUGCGGCAAGAGAUAACGCGCCUGAAAUGUGAUAAAUUGGAUCUCCUUCGGCAGAAUGUGACCUGCCAACGUGACAUCAAGCGUCUACGUGAACGUGAAUUAUCGCUACAGGGUGACCUGGCUGCCGCCGGCAAAGAGAUCCUCCGGUUACGCGAUCUCCUGAAGGAAUGCUUACCGACCGCCGUUGCCGAUCCGAUCUAA
Molecule: messenger RNA, 3154 nt
Organism: Anopheles maculipalpis
Lineage: Eukaryota; Metazoa; Arthropoda; Insecta; Diptera; Culicidae
Gene: RapGAP1
Product: rap1 GTPase-activating protein 1
Exons: 7
Coding region: 71-3154 (1027 amino acids)
Biological process (GO): activation of GTPase activity; regulation of small GTPase mediated signal transduction
Cellular component (GO): cytoplasm
Molecular function (GO): protein binding; GTPase activator activity
Source: RefSeq, a predicted model, not a curated record